Molecule: messenger RNA, 2187 nt
Organism: Callithrix jacchus (white-tufted-ear marmoset)
Lineage: Eukaryota; Metazoa; Chordata; Mammalia; Primates; Cebidae
Gene: TBXA2R
Product: thromboxane A2 receptor
Biological process (GO): positive regulation of vasoconstriction; positive regulation of cytosolic calcium ion concentration; inflammatory response
Cellular component (GO): plasma membrane
Molecular function (GO): thromboxane receptor activity
Source: RefSeq, a predicted model, not a curated record
GUUUCCCCGGAAGGCCCACCGGAGCCUGGCCUUCCCGUCCCUCCGCAGAUCCGCCAGCUCAGCUCUGGAAGGCGCUGGGACCUCUGCGCGCAGGAUCCAGCCAGGUGGGGGCCCCGCAGAGCAGAGGAGCCUCCGCAGGUGUGGUGUGCCUGAACCGGUGCCAGCCAGCCCCGUCUGCAGCCUCGGCCUGGACUGAUGGGGUGGUGACUGAUCCCGCAGGGCUCCGGAGCCAUGUGGCCCAACGGCAGUUCCCUGGGGCCCUGUUUCCGGCCCACGAACAUCACCCUGGAGGAGCGGCGGCUGAUCGCCUCGCCCUGGUUCGCCGCCUCCUUCUGCGUGGUGGGCCUGGCCUCCAACCUGCUGGCCCUGAGCGUGCUGGCGGGUGCCCGGCAGGGGGGCUCACACCCGCGCUCCUCCUUCCUCACCUUCCUCUGCGGCCUCGUGCUCACCGACUUCCUGGGGCUGCUGGUGACGGGCAUCAUCGUGGUGUCCCAGCACGCCGCACUCCUGGAGUGGCACGCCGUGGACCCCAGCUGCCGCCUCUGCCGCUUCAUGGGCGUCGUCAUGGUCUUCUUCGGCCUGUGCCCGCUGCUGCUGGGGGCCACCAUGGCCUCGGAGCGCUACCUGGGCAUCACCCGGCCCUUCUCCCGCCCGGCGGUCACCUCGCAGCGCCGCGCCUGGGCCACCGUGGGGCUGGUGUGGGCGGCCGCGCUGGCACUGGGCCUGCUGCCCCUGCUGGGCCUGGGCCGCUACACCGUGCAGUACCCGGGCUCCUGGUGCUUCCUGACGCUGGGCACCGAGCCCGGGGACGUGGCGUUCGGGCUGCUCUUCGCCAUGCUGGGCGGCCUCUCGGUCGGACUGUCUUUCGUGUUGAACACGGUCAGCGUGGCCACCCUGUGCCACGUCUACCACGGGCAGGAGGCGGCCCAGCAGCGCCCCCGGGACAGCGAGGUGGAGAUGAUGGCCCAGCUCCUGGGGAUCAUGGUGGUGGCCAGCGUGUGUUGGCUGCCCCUGCUGGUCUUCAUUGCCCAGACGGUGCUGCGGAGCCCACCUGCCAUGAGCCCUGCGGGGCAACUGUCCCGCGCCACGGAGCAGGAGCUGCUCAUCUACCUGCGAGUGGCCACCUGGAACCAGAUCCUGGACCCCUGGGUGUACAUCCUGUUCCGCCGCGCGGUGAUCCGGCGCCUCCAGCCUCGCCUCAGCACCCGGCCCAGGUCGCUAUCCCUCCAGCCCCAGCUGACACAGGGCUCCAGGCUGCAGUAGGAACCGGAGGGACCGCCCCUCCCGCACGUCCCCGAGGAGCCCUGGGUCCCCUCCGAUGGCCCUUCUGCCUGUUCUGAGGGUCUCAGAGCUGGGGGUGCUGGAUGGACAGUGGGCAUCAGCAACAGGGUUUGGGGUGACCCUAAUCCAAACUGCGGACCCGCAACUCCUCCCCGAUCCUUUUACCAAGAUCUCUCCCUCCCUCGUCCCCCUUUUCCCAUCCGGAGCUCCCACCCCUCCUCUGCUGUCCCCCGAACCCCAGGAGGGGCAUGGGGACAUUGGCAGAGGGUCUUGCAUUGCUGUUUUUUUGUGAGACAGAGUCUUGGUCUGUCGCCCAGGCUGGAGUGCAGUGGGGUGAUCUCCCCUCACUGCAACCUCCGCCUCCCAGGUUCAAGCAAUUCCCCUGCCUCAGCCUCCCGAGUAACUGGGAUUACCGGCGCCUGCCACCACGCCCGGCUAAUUUUUGUAUUUUUAGUAGAGACGGGGUUUCACUGUGUUGGCCAGGCUGGUCUCAAACUCCUGACCUCAAGUGAUCUUCCCACUUCGGCCUCCCAAAGUGCUGGGAUUUACAGGCGUGAGCCAUUGCACCCAGCGUUUUUUUUUUUUUUUUUUUUUUCUUUAGGAGAUGGAGUCUCGCUCUGUCACCAGGCUGGAGUGCAGUGGCGCGAUCUCAACUCACUGCAACCUCCGCCUCCUGGGUUCAAGCGAUUCUUGUGCCUCAGCCUCCCGAGCAGCUGGGACCACAGGUGUGCGUCACCGCACCCGGCCUUGCGUUGCUCCGUGACCCUCAAUUCGACCUGCUUGCUGGGGUACAGUUGCUUCCUUUUGAACCCCCAGCCGGGAAGCCUGUGUCCAGAAAGGGCUGCAUGUGAACGGGGCACCCCCCUUCUCUUGCCAAAAUAUAUCUCUGUCUUUGGUUUUAUUUUC